AUGUCUCCCCCAGCAGCCACCGAAUCUAUCAACAUGGGCCCCAAAACCUCAACCCAAGAAACCGGGGCUGAAAAGGCCAAAGUGAAAAUGACCUUCCCCAAACCCCCAGUAUUUGAAGAUAAACUCGCAGAAAGAGAAUAUCUGAAGGGGAGACUGGCUGCUGCCUUUCGUAUUUUUGGCAAGAACGGUUAUGAUGAGGGCGUCGCCGGGCACAUCACCCUCCGCGACCCCGUUGAUCCGACCACCUUCUGGGUCAACCCCUUCGGUGUGGCAUUCUCACUCAUGAAAGCCUCUGAUUUGAUCCUCGUCAACCACGAAGGGAAGAUCAUCGACGGGGGCCCAACGAGACUGCUCAACGCCGCGGCAUUCAUGAUCCACUCUGCUAUCCACCAUGCACGGCCGGAUGUGAUGUGUGCGGCGCAUAGUCAUAGUCUCAACGGACGGGCGUAUUGCUCGCUUGGGCGGCCGUUGGAUAUUAUCUCGCAGGAUGCGUGUGCUUUCCAUAAUGACCAUGUUGUAUACAAACAAUUCAACGGGGUUGUUCUGGCCGAGGAGGAGGGGAAGAAUAUCGCUGCUGCGUUGGGGAAUAAGAAGGCUGCUCUGUUGCAGAACCAUGGGCUACUGACCGUUGGUCAGACGGUUGAAGAGACGGUCUUCUGGUUUGUUAGUUUGGAAAAGUGCUGCCAUGCGCAGUUGAUGGCGGAUGCAGCGGCUGCUGGACGAGGAGGAACGACGAUUAAAGUCGACGAUGAGGAUGCGGCGUUUACAUACAAGACAGUUGGGACGCCGUUGGCUGGAUGGUUCAGUGCAAAGCCUUUGUUUGAUGUUAUUCACGAGGAGACUAAGGGGGCGUAUUUGAAGUGA
Aspergillus wentii DTO 134E9 is the source of this 864-nucleotide messenger RNA. RefSeq names its product class II aldolase/adducin family protein. NCBI's taxonomy places the organism in Eukaryota, Fungi, Ascomycota, Eurotiomycetes, Eurotiales, Aspergillaceae. The transcript is spliced from 3 exons. Bases 1 to 864 code for a protein of 287 amino acids. Gene Ontology annotation, cellular component: cytoskeleton. The record is from RefSeq and is a predicted model, not a curated record. Gene Ontology annotation, molecular function: actin filament binding.